AUGCCGUCUUUCACUGACCAGAUCACAGACUCGGACCCUGACCUUGAAGGCCCUCGUACAGGUCUCGACAUUGUGACUCCUCCCCCGAAACCCCGUCAGGAUCCCCCAACUCCUUCUGAUGGAAACACCGCUACUAGACCGCGCCGCGUUUCUGUCGGCAGGGCGGCGGUGCGACAACCUUUAUAUCAUCCGCCGUCCUUGACCUCCCCAAGCAGCCAGAUGUCCGCCGCGAAUGAAACUGUGACGAGAGAAGACAUUGAUCGGUGGCUGAAGCAGGGAGAAGAGGAAUCGCGACAUAACCUCUUCAGCCAGGUGUACGAAUGGCUCUCGCGCGAAAAAUCAAAACACGGGCAUUCCAAAAAGUCGCACAAAAAAGGAGCUCGAAAGAGCGGAGGAGACUACAAAGACGACCAACGCGGCGGCGAUGGCGCCCAGUUGACCAAGACCGCUUCGCAGAGCUCCGACUCUGCUCUCGCCCUUGACGGCUUGGAAAAGAUACUUUUGCAGUUUGCUUCUCGAUACGACAGCCGUCCCAACUCUACUUGCUCCUCCCGUCGCUCCACCCGCCGCCGUCCGCAUUUCAAGGGUUUGCGGAGAGGCUCUGCCUCCGAGUCCGACUACGACUUUGAGCCGGCGACUCCUAGCGUUGAUGCGAUCCUGGACAACACAAAGACACUGUCAUACACUGGAGGAAGCGCGGAAAGCGAGAAUGGUGAUACUUCAAGUGUUGGCAAGGCCAAGGACCGAGAGGCUUGGGUGGUGUUCAAGAGCGAAAUCCUCCGCCUGACGCACACGCUGCAGCUCAAGGGUUGGCGAAAGCUCCCAAUGGAUAUCGCCGCUGAGAUUGAUGUAGAGAGACUUAGCGGCGCUCUUACCAACGCCGUCUACAAAGUUAUACCUCCGCAAAAUAUCCCUCCUCCGAGGGCUGAAGAUGGAUCUUAUACCCUAGUACCUCGACGGCCUCCUCCGUAA
This is a messenger RNA of Aspergillus calidoustus, 972 nucleotides long. The record is from the annotation of a GenBank genome assembly. Lineage: Eukaryota; Fungi; Ascomycota; Eurotiomycetes; Eurotiales; Aspergillaceae.